AUGCUUCUGCUACACAACGGUAACAGAUAUUCUCUUUGGAGACACUGCCCUACGAAUCUUUGCGCAGUGAAUCUAUCCGGACAGACCAAUGACACGAGAGGAGCCAAACUCAAUUGGUGAUGGAGGGGUGCACUCCCGUGUUCCAAAUUUCUGGGAUCAAAAAUCGUGACAAGAAGAGAGCAUUGCUCCGGGGAAUUCAUCAAUUGGGUGGGAAAUAUGUUGGGAGUUCUGUUUACCAAAAUGCUUGUACCCAUUUAAUAAUCCCUCAAGUUUUGGCCAGUGAGAAAUUUCUAGCUUUUUGUGCUGCAGGAAAGUGGGUUGUCACUCCAAACUAUGUUCUGGACAGUGUUAGGAAUAGUUCCUGGCUCCCAGAGGGGCCCUAUGAGGUGGCCGUUCCCACAGAUCCCAUGUCUGCCUUCUAUCCCGUUAGACAAUGGCGGGAGAAGGUGACGAGUGGGGCAAUAACAGGGGCCUUCCAAGGCUGGCGGGUUCUUCUCAUGGUCCAAGAUUCAUCCCGUUUAGUCAUGUUCAAACGGCUGUUGGAAGCUGGUAGCGCCACAGUAUACAGCAAUCCUCCUCCCGUUCACGCCUCCAUCACUCACGUCAUAGCCAAGCCCUUCACGCCGGAAGCAAUUUCCCACAAUGCUCCUUGUUUCCCUGUAAGCCACAUCGUCCAGUACCUUUUUGGGAGCAAUUCUCUUCACAUGAAGUUCAACGUAACGGAUGAUAAUAAUGACACAACGGAGCCCAGUGUUGUUGAUGUUGACUUUUCUCAACUGGAGGCAGACCUCAGGGAGCACGCCAUCAAACAGGAGAGCCACCCAAGACUGCUCUUCCUUGAAUUUCUUGAUAACCACGACCCCCAUCAGCCUCUGUCACAGGCAACUGAAACGGACUUCAGCAACAUUAGCACCAUGAUAGAGUGCGGCCUCUUCAUUGAAGCAUUGGACACAAUUCGAAGUGCGUUGUUCCCGGGGAUUCUGCCACCAGCACCAUACCUGGUGUCUCUGAUUGAUUACGCACAGCAGGGUAGCGCCACAACUAUCUUCCUAAGUAGCUUCCGACAAAUCAUGCACAGGUUGCUCAUUACCAACCCUCCCUGGCUGUCUCCCACCAACGCGAAGAAGUAUUACUGUUGCGUGUUGCAGUGCCCUCGCUGCAAGAUGGGCCCGUGGCCUUUUCUCGAGACAGCCAUAAGUUACUGCCUGUCAAGUGAGGCCACUUGUCACCAGCUCCCUGGGCCGGCACUGCCAACUCUCUUACACUUCCACAGUGAUGUGGUGGCAUUUUUUCUCAAGCUCUUCCAAGGGGAACUGCACUCCAUCAACACGGGAGAUUUCAGGCAGCUUCCAGAACCAGGAGACUAUCAGGGAUCCACAUCAGGUUCGUUACUCCAUGGAACCUUCUGGACUGUGUGGGAACGUUCAACUCUUUUGUCGCACGCCGUAAAAAAGCUCGUCCAGCUCACGAUGCAGGCCGCCUCUGAGGCCCACACUGACGGCGACAAGAAGCACACAACGCAUCUGCUCGCCAUCCUACUGGACCUUCUUUCGGUGUUGGUGGAGUUUUGGUGUACACAGCACUUCAAACUAAACCAGAAGCUUGUGGAAAAUGGACUGAAAGACCUAGCAGAGCACUUUGCCAUCACAAGCCAAUAUCUGUCUCCAGUAGUCUUAACUGAGAUGGUUGCCAGAAUUUCAUCAACCAGGCUUAAACUGGUAUUGGUGGAUGCAAUAUUCAGGAAUAUCUGCUGCAAAAAUGGAAUUAGAAUGGGUGGCGGACCUCUCUCUUUCAAGAAAGUGGUGCUGUCCUAUCUGCCUGCGCUGGGCCUCUUAGCUCAGAGUCACAGCUGGACACAGAGCACUACCAACAACUGUGUGAGCCUGGACACCAACAGCGGAACUCUGAGCCCAGUGGAGAAUGAAUCUGAGAAAGAAUGCAUCCCAAGAGGCCUCCACAAAGUUAAUGCAGCAGGCGAGACCCUCCUCCACAGAGCAUGCAAGAGGAAUCAAGUGGAAACGGUACUUCACAUUCUGGCAUGCCCUGGCAUCGACGUCAAUGUUCAAGACCACGUCGGCUGGACACCUUUGCAUGAAGCAUGUAACAAUGGCAGCACUGCAUGCGUGGAGGCUUUGUUACAUCACCGGCCUCCCCCUGUCAUUAAUUGUGUGGUGGAGGGGGUCAGCCCUCUGCACGAUGCCCUGCUCAACGGACACAUGGACAUCGCCAAAAUGCUUCUGGAGGCCGCAGGUUCUGAACUCCUCCAUCAAACAGACGAAAAGGGCCGCACGGCGCUGGAGCUCGUCACCGACAUACAUUGGAGGGCGGCGCUUAUCCGAAGCGCACAAGCGGGCGACUCCAGCCUGAAUUCCACAAAGGUGUUGAACCACACCCUCCUGGAGGCGGGGUCAUGUAUGCUGGCGCAUCUCAUCGUAUGCUAUAAGCGAGAGAAGAGGCCGCCGGGCUGCGAGCAUCCCACCGACGUAGUAGGGCGCACGCUGGCACGCGCCCUGGAGGCGCACUCCUUUCCAAGAGUGACGCUGGGCUGGACGGACCAGCGAGCGUUAAGCAUUGCGGGCGACACCGAGACUCUGCUGGAGAUGGCCAGAGGGAUGCACUGGGCACACGUCUGCAAAGUGGUGAAGGCGUCCAAAGGAGAGAAUGUGGUGCUCCUCUUGCAGAUGCUGGAAAUUCUGCAAUCUGAAGGAAAAAUACUCCUGGCUGAGAUAAACCCGCUGAGGUAAAAAGAUAUAGGUAUAUUGAGAUGGUAUAUUUUGGCACACGUUUCAUAAUCUUGUGCUCCCAUCAUUUUUCAAACCUGAGACUUUUGUUAGUGAUAAUACAGCAGCACGUACAAGUAAAACUGGGGUUAUUUAUUUUUGAAUAGAAAAUAUUUAUUCACUGUUGCUUCCUCAAGCUAAUUUUUUUCAGCUUUGCACAUUCAACUUAGAUGUUUUUUGAAUUUCGCAAUAAAAUAAAAUUAAUUUCUGACCUCAAUAACGCAUCUCAAUGCAUUUGUACAUAAUCUAUGGAAAUAAACUUUCUAUAGUUCAAUUCAAAGAAUUCAAAGAGGUAUUAGAUUAAUUAAACACGGGAAAAAGUUCCCACCUGAUAUCUGUAUUAUUUCCUUCUACAUUGUCAAAUUUGAGUUUUCGUAGCGACAAGCUGCAAUCAGCAAAAUUAUCAUAAAAUAUUGAAAUAUUUGCUUUGUUGUCCUAGCAGCAUACACGAUUCCUUUCAGUAUACGGUAUUUUGCCAAUCUAAUUCAAUCCAUGAGAGGAGCCGUUUAAUGGGGGUGUGGGGGAACACAUUUGCAUAAUUCAGCCCUAGCAAAGAUAAUAACAAAUUUAUUACCAUGUUUUUUUUUUCUUCAUCAACAUACAUCAGAUGCAAUCCAUUUCCGCGCGAGACAACAAUUGACUAUAGUUGAAGUGAGCCAGCCCACCUGAGCUCCUGCAGUUUUCCCGCGGUCACAUGAUGUCACGGUUGAACGCAUGACGGUGAUGUUCGCAAGGCAGGCACAAACAUUGCAGCCAGACACACAAUUAAAAAGACGUCUUGGAAAAUGAGGCAGGCAUACAGAUACGUACUUUACAGUGAAAAUAGCAGACCAUUCACAAGCAUACAGUAUAAAAUAUAACCAUCAGUUAAUAAGGACUAAGCUAUGUACACAUAGAGUUCAAAAAUAGUCUCCAUUCACAUGGGUGCAAAUGUUUUUUUUUUUUUGUUGUUGGUUUUUUGUUUUUUUUUUUUACAGUCUGAUGAUACAUUCAUUUAUAGCAGGGGUGUCCAAGCGUUAUACUCCGCGGGCCGCAUACAUUCUUCACCUUCGUUAUUCAUUGCGGUGUAUGUGAGCAAAUUAUUUUUUUAUUUAUUUCACAGUUUUAGUUGGGAAACGAGACGAUGGGUUUUUGGUGCGGUGGGAGGCGGGGGGGGUUGGAAAGUACGACAGUGUAAGCAAAAACGACAUGGGUGUAAUCAAAUGUGAAUUUGAAUAUAAACCGCAGCCUGCGCAAUUGGGCCCCGGGUCGAAGUUUGGACACCCCCGAUUUAUAGCUUUGAAAUGCAAAUGACAUGAAACACUUUGGUUUGCUUGCAAAUGUCCAAAAACAGUGUUGUUGUAAACUAAAUACAGAAAUGAGUGGGCACGCCGUUUUGGAACAUGUUAGUAGACAUACAGAAGGUAAAAUGUGGUGUUGCAGAAGGCCCGCUCCACAACCACACUCCCACCCCCCC
Hippocampus comes (tiger tail seahorse) is the source of this 4236-nucleotide messenger RNA. It is a transcript of the gene slf1, whose product is annotated as SMC5/6 complex localization factor 1. The coding region runs from base 120 to 2744 and encodes 874 amino acids. Gene Ontology annotation, biological process: positive regulation of double-strand break repair; DNA damage response; protein localization to site of double-strand break. The transcript is spliced from 19 exons. The record is from RefSeq and is a predicted model, not a curated record. Gene Ontology annotation, molecular function: protein binding. Gene Ontology annotation, cellular component: nucleus; site of double-strand break. Lineage: Eukaryota; Metazoa; Chordata; Actinopteri; Syngnathiformes; Syngnathidae.